Ochotona curzoniae (black-lipped pika) is the source of this 505-nucleotide messenger RNA. RefSeq names its product serine peptidase inhibitor Kazal type 2 (gene SPINK2). The transcript is spliced from 4 exons. Gene Ontology annotation, molecular function: protein binding; serine-type endopeptidase inhibitor activity. The record is from RefSeq and is a predicted model, not a curated record. Lineage: Eukaryota; Metazoa; Chordata; Mammalia; Lagomorpha; Ochotonidae. Gene Ontology annotation, biological process: negative regulation of serine-type endopeptidase activity; spermatid development. Bases 57 to 311 code for a protein of 84 amino acids.
CGUCGCGAGGUCUGGCGGUCCACUUGGUUCAAGUGGCCAACGACGACUCGGGGAGGAUGGCCCUGGCGACGCUGCCAUUGAUGUUGUCGUUGUUGGCCGGAGUCUUCUCAGCCUCUGUGAACAGUCCAUUUGAUCAGCCUUCAGAAUACAGAACUCCCAACUGUGCGCAGUACAAGUUACCCGGCUGCCCCAGAGACUUUGACCCCGUGUGUGGGAGCGACAUGUCCACUUACCCCAACGAAUGCACCCUGUGUAUGAAAAUCAGGGAAGACGGCCACGACAUCAAAAUCAUCCGGAGUGAGCCAUGCUGAUGGACCAGUUCAGAGGAGAAGGGGGCCGCCCCACCUCCUGUGCCCGCCACCUGGAGCUCAUCCCUGCCCCCUUCUGAGGUCGCUAGCUCGCAUGUUCCGGGAGGACAUGUGGGUGAGAGCCCCAUGUAGCAAUGGCCACUCAGAGAAAGCUCCUUUGCCCCUUUAGUGCAUUACUAUUGUAAUAAAACCAGCAU